UUUAAAAUGGUUUGAAAGCCGUUUGCACAUUUUUUUUCCAUGUAUGUUGAUAAAUAAUUUUUGAAUUAAUGUGAAAAAAGGUAGUAUUAUAUUAUGUGAAAUGGAACUGUCCAAGGUGGACUGUUAUUUGGAAAGAAUACGGCACUUGGCAUGAUCACGCGCGUGCCCUCGAGAAAAGACUAACAACGUCAUUCGUGGACGAGGAAGGAGGCAAAUAUGGCGGAGUCAUCGAAGUCUUGUGAAGUGUUAUGUCUCAUCACUUGAUUUGUGCUACUGAAGUCUUGUACAAGUGUACUUUGAAAUAUUAGAAUUAUUGUAAGAUUUACCUUAUCAGUUGUUGAAAGACGUUAUUAUUUUAAAUUUAUUGUAAUGAUAUUUAGAAAAGUAACGAAACCAGAUUUGUAACUUUUGUUUCCGCAUGAGCUGGGAGCUUCACUUGUCGCCCAGCUGCAUGUUCCGCCAUUGUGGCGAGUGAGUACGCCGGCUGCCAUAUUGACUUUUGUGUAGACGAAACUCAUUAAGUCUUUAUUUAGCUAUAAUUUUAUUAACCCUUUGGGUUAAAAAGUAACAUUUAGCUAAAUUAUAAUAUUCUUGACAAUUUUGUUCAAACAAAUUAUCAAAUUUAAGAGCGAGAGACUGAGUUUGUAAGAUAGAAGGAAACCACUGUUCAACAUGUCUGAGGUAGAAGAUAGUGUUAUGAAAGAUGUUGCCAGAACUGAAGAAAUCAGAUCAGAAGGUGGCUCUGAGCAUAAAUCAGACCCAAUGUCUGACAGUGAUUCUUCGGAUUCAAGCCAGUCCUCAGGAUCUAGUUCACAGUCUGGUAGUGAAUCUGAAUCAAAUAGUUCUUCAGACUCUGAACAAGAGAAUGAGCCUGAAAAAAACAUUGGUUCUGAUAAAGAAGAUGUCAUGUCAGAGAGCUACAGCAUGGAUUCCAGGUUGGAUAUUCAUUCAGAAUCUAGUAUGGGUUUAACUACUCCCACAAAGCUUGAAGAUAUGGAUUCUAACUCCCAAAAUCCAGAUAGUUCCAGGGGGAAUCGCCAAUCACGACUAAAAGAUCUGAAAGUGAUGUGGGAAGAAAAUCCUGAUAUGUAUGGUGUUCGCAGAUCUGGCCGCUCAAGAAAAGAACCAGAGCGAUACAAUAUUGGCGAGGACUCAGAAGAAAAUGAUUCAAAGGGACAUCAGAAGCCAUCAAGAAGACAGAGAGACUCUGGAGAAUGGCAAGCAUCUGAUUCCAGUGACAAAGAUGAGAGUGAACAAGAAUGUGCAAAGAGUCGACAGAAACCCAGUGCAGGAGUUUCUACAUUUGGACGAAGUAACCGAACAUCAGGUCGUUCACAAAAAAAGAGGCCCGCCCCUUCACGGAGACAAAGAAAACAUUCUAGCUCUUCAGAAGAUGAAGAUGAAUAUGAUACUGAUGAAGAUAAAACUCGCUCUACACGUCGUUCUAUAAAAAAAGUUAGGUAUGCAAGUAUAAUUAAGUUCCAAAUUGAAAUACGAUCAAACUUUACAGCAACUGGAGCUGACACGACCGUGUAUGCCAUCGAGGAGAAAGGGGACCCAAAUGAUGCGGAUGCUCCAGAAAAAGAAAUGCAAUUUCUAAUUAAGUGGAAAGGCUGGUCUCACCUUCACAACACUUGGGAAUCUGAUGCUUCACUACGUGCACAGGGUGCAAAAGGAAUGAAGAAGGUUGAAAACUAUGUGAAAAGAGAAGAAGAAAUCAGAUUAUGGAAAGACGCAGCAACUCGAGAAGACAUAGAGUAUUAUGAUUGUCAACAGGAAAUGACCACAGAACUUCAAGAAAGACAGAUGUUGGUUGAAAGGAUAAUAGCAGAGAAUAAGAAUGAACAUGGACGAGAACCAGACUACCUAAUUAAGUGGGAAGGUCUUCCUUACUCAGAAGCUACAUGGGAGGAUGGGGCACUUGUCACACGCAAGUUCAAAAAAUUUAUUGAUGAUUUCUGUGCACGACAAAAAAAUCAAAAGAUUCCUACUAAAGUUUGUAAGGUUUUGAAAGUUCGACCCAAAUUUGUCCCUUUCAAAACUCAACCAGAAUACAUUGGAGGACGUGAUGGACUGGAAUUACGAGAUUAUCAGUUGGAAGGUGUCAACUGGUUGGCACACUCUUGGUGCAGAGAAAAUGGUGUGAUUCUAGCUGAUGAAAUGGGCUUGGGUAAGACAAUACAGACAAUAGGUUUUUUGUCUUACCUGAUGAACCAGCACUCCCUGUAUGGACCAUUUCUUCUGGUCGUUCCACUGUCCACUAUGAACUCCUGGCAGAGAGAAUUCAGUCUUUGGGCUCCAGAAGUAAAUGUUGUGGUGUAUAUUGGUGACAUCAGUAGUCGAAACUCAAUACGUCAGUAUGAGUGGUGCCAUCCUGGCAACAAACGGCUGAAGUUUAAUGUACUUCUCACAACAUACGAAAUUCUCCUAAAAGACAAAAGUUUCCUGGGUGGUGUUAGUUGGGCUGUUCUUGGGGUUGAUGAAGCCCACAGACUUAAAAAUGAUGACUCUCUUCUCUACAAGUCCUUAUUUGAAUUUGAUACAAAUCAUAGAGUUCUGAUUACAGGAACUCCACUUCAAAAUUCCCUGAAGGAACUGUGGGCACUGCUCCAUUUUAUAAUGCGUGAGAAGUUUCGGUCGUGGGAAGACUUUGAGCAAGAACACAAAGAUUCAGCUGAUAAAGGUUAUUCAAAGCUGCAUAAACAGCUUGAACCAUUUAUUUUAAGAAGAGUGAAGAAAGAUGUUGAAAAAUCAUUACCUGCCAAGGUGGAACAAAUCCUUCGUGUGGAGAUGUCCAGUAUCCAAAAACAGUAUUACAGGUGGAUCCUGACAAAAAAUUACAGAGCACUUAGUAAGGGUCUAAAAGGAAGUGUUGCUGGCUUUGUAAAUAUCAUAAUGGAGUUGAAGAAGUGCUGUAACCAUGCAUCACUAAUUAGGCCUCCUGAUAACAUGGGAAAUGCAGACAUUUUACAAACCAUAGUCCGUGGGAGUGGAAAACUGAUCCUGCUAGACAAACUAUUGUGUCGUCUAAAAGAGACAGGUCACCGUGUCUUGAUCUUCUCACAGAUGGUUCAAAUGUUGGACAUUAUCAGUGAUUAUUUACAGUUGAAACAUUUUACUUUCCAGAGGCUAGAUGGAUCUAUUCGAGGAGAACAAAGAAGACAAGCACUGGACCAUUUCAAUGCUGAAGAUUCACAGGAUUUUUGUUUCAUCCUGUCAACAAGGGCUGGUGGACUUGGCAUCAACUUGGCAACAGCUGAUACUGUUAUCAUAUUUGACAGUGAUUGGAACCCCCAGAAUGAUCUUCAAGCCCAAGCUAGGGCCCACAGAAUUGGACAGAAGAAACAGGUGAAUAUUUACAGGCUUGUGACCAAGGGAAGUGUUGAGGAAGAUAUCAUUGAGAGAGCCAAAAGAAAGAUGGUACUGGACCACUUAGUAAUACAAAGAAUGGAUACCACUGGCAGGACGGUCUUGUCUCGAAGUGCAAAACCUACCAAUAACACGACCCCUUUUAACAAGGAGGAGCUGUCUGCUAUUCUCAAGUUUGGUGCUGAAGAUUUGUUCAAGGAGAAUGAAGAAGGAAGUGAAGAACCUCAGGUUGAUAUAGAUGAAAUCUUAAAAAGAGCAGAAACUCGAGAAGACCAGUCUGCUAGUGCUGGUGAUGAACUCUUGUCUGCAUUCAAAGUAGCUAGUUUUAACUUUACGGAAGUAGAAGAAGAAAUGCCAGUUGAUGAACCUGCCGAAGAAGAAAGAACUGUAGGAAUAAACUGGGAAGAGAUCAUUCCUGAAGAAGAGAGAAAGAAAGUUGAGGAUGAAGAAAGAAAAAAAGAAGAAAUGGAACUAUUGUUACCUCCCCGCAGUAGAAAGCCUGUUCGCCAGCCAGGACAUUCAGAUAGUGAUGAAGAUGCAAAGAAAAAAGGUAAUCGCGAUGCUGGUGAUGAAAGUGGUUCAGAGAAAGAACAGUCUGAUGAUGAUCGGCCUAGGAAACGUGGUCGACCUCGUACUGUGAAUCGAGAUGCCAUAAAAGGAUUUAAUGAUGCUGAAAUUAGAAGGUUUGUUAGAAGUUUCAAGAAAUUUGCAUCUCCUAUGAAUAGACUUGAAUCCAUUGCAAUGGAUGCAGACCUAACAGAAAAAGCAAUGGGUGAUCUGAAGCGUUUAGCAGACUUACUGUACAAUGGGUGUCAGACAGCCAUGACUGAUCAUGCGUUGAAGCAAGAUAAUCAAAAUGAAGACAGUAACCUUUCGGUGGGUACAGCUACUGGCAAGCGUCGUGACAGAGGACCAUCUAUUAAACUGUCUGGAGUUACAGUUAAUGCCAAGACAGUUUUUAAUGCUAUGAAAGAUCUAGAACCCCUUGAAACAUGUCUUCCCACAGAUCCUAAACAACGUUUGAGGUGGGAAAUGAGUACAGUGUGUAAAGACACACAUUGGGACGUUCCAUGGUGUAAAGAAGAUGAUUCUCGAUUAUUGAUUGGUAUUUAUGAAUAUGGAAUGGGAAACUGGGAAUCCAUAAAGAUGGAUCCAAAUUUAGAGCUAGGAGAAAAGAUUUUACCAGAUGGGGAUCAGAAACCACAAGCUAAGCAACUCCAAACAAGAGCAGACUAUUUAUUAAAAGUCUUGCAUCGAACCUUAGAAAGGCAGAAAGCUGGCAAGGAGAAGUCUAAGAAAAUUAAAGGUCCAAGAAAAUCUCGUUUGGAUAAAACCGCUAUCAGUAAACAAUUUGUAGAAAUUGAAGACAGCAGUGACAGUGAUUUAUCUAUGAAGAAACACGAAGAACGACUGAAGAGUUCAGACCACAAGAUAGCUGAAGGAGCUGAUAAAUUGAAAGAUGGUAAUAGUGUUAAAGAAAAAUCAUCAAGCAAGAAAAACAAAAGAAACAAUCAUCUGAGAAGAAAGAGAAUCUACUGGCGAGCGAGGCAUGUUAUGAUGCGUGGCAGUGAAAGCCGCAAGGAAGCUGUUGCGCUGAUGUCGUUGGACUCGCCCAGAGGACUUGUCCCGAGUGCUUGUGACAUCACAGAUAUGGUAUCAAAACAAAAGAAGUCUGAACCACCGGUUAUGCAUUACACUGCUACAGCAGAACCACAGGUGAUUGAUUCAUCGGGAGAUCUAGAACCCAGUAUAUUCAAGGAGUGCAAAGAAAAGAUGAGACCAGUGAAAAAGGCAUUGAAGCAAAUUGAUAACCCAGAUCAAAAUCUAGAGAAAGAGGAGCAGCUACGACACACUCGACAGUGCUUAUUAAAAAUAGGAGAUCGUAUAAAGGAAUGCUUGGCUGAACUUAAUGACGCUGAAAAGAUUAAAGAGUGGAGAAACUACUUAUGGACAUUUGUUUCCAAGUUCACAGAGUUUAAUGCAAAAAAACUGUAUAAGUUGUACAGACAAAUUGUUAAGAGAUCUGUUGAAGAUAAAAGCCAUAGUCUCAAAGACAAAGAGGGCCAUCGGCAACGCACAGAAGAGGCAAAAUCGAAGCACAGGCUUCUUGUAGAUAAACCAAAGUCACAUGAUGAGUCUAGUCAACAUAGUCAACACUCUGCUAAAUCUGACAGAUCAGGUUCGUCACUAAAAAGGCAAUUUGAAGGAGAAAUGUACACUUCAGAAAGGUUAUCAUCUGCAAAACGUUUGUAUGAUGGAAGAGACAGGUAUCUUGAGAGGAAAAGUGACAGACGAGAGGGACAAAAUCCAUCAUAUCAGCGAGACAAAAUGUCAUCAUAUUCAGUUAUGAAGGGCAACAGCUACCAGAGAAAAGGUCAAACAAACAGUUAUUCAGGGCCUCCUCCAAGGAAACACUGGGACUCCCAUGAACGAUGGCCGCACAAUAAUCCGUCAUCUAGCUGGGAUAGACAUCCAAGUGAGUUUCGUAGGGAUACACAGCGAGGCUAUUUUAGGGAAGAAGGACCAUCGGGAAGUUAUAAACGAGAAAGAGAAGCCGUCCCCUAUCCUGAUAGAACACAUGCAGAGAUGCGAGAUCCUAGGUUCCACCACCACAUGGGUUCUUAUGGAGUCUAUCAACCCCAAUAUCCUGGCCAGGCAAAUUACGGAUUCGUGCCCCAUCAACCACCACCUCCAGGGGUGGAAGACCGAAGCCCUUACCAAGGAGAAGGAUGGAGAGGAAAAUGGGAAAGUGGUCACUACUUAGCAAAGCACUGAUUGAUCUGACAACUCAGAUAUAAAAUUCCUGUACUUAUCAGAGACAUUGCCAGAAUGGAGCAAGUCAUGUGCAUAUUUUAGUGGUUAUCCAUUGAUCUGUAAAAAAAAAAAGGUCAAUAUGAUGAGCUGUGAUAGUAUGGUCAAACCAUUCUUUUGUGUUCUUAUAUAACUGGUGGUACGACCAAUCUCCAAGAAAUUUUUCUAAUUUUGAAUGGGGCAGGCUUGGAUGUAUUUUUUAUGAGAGGAAUUGUCUAAUUUAUGAUUGUUAGUUGACUUUUUCAAAUACAUGUACAAUUAUAUAAGAGAAAUUUUCUAACGACCAGUGGAAAUCCUGCUGACAAUCAUAAUGGUUGAGCAUUCGUGUCAGCUGUGGACCAGAAGAUUGGAAUGAAUGCUACUGAAGAAUAAUGUUAUGUUAAUUCCAUGUGAUUUUGGUUACAUACCAUUUAGCAGUUAUUCUGUAAUGCUAUUACUUUUGUACAUUUUGUUUAGUUUAGAAAAGGCCUAUUUUUCAAAGCUGGUUUAGGUUCAUUAAACCUGUAAAUGAACCCGA
This is a messenger RNA of Limulus polyphemus (Atlantic horseshoe crab), 6697 nucleotides long. RefSeq names its product chromodomain-helicase-DNA-binding protein 1-like (gene Chd1). The record is from RefSeq and is a predicted model, not a curated record. Bases 673 to 6144 code for a protein of 1823 amino acids. Gene Ontology annotation, biological process: regulation of transcription by RNA polymerase II; nucleosome organization. The transcript is spliced from 39 exons. Gene Ontology annotation, cellular component: nucleus; chromatin. Gene Ontology annotation, molecular function: chromatin binding; ATP hydrolysis activity; ATP-dependent chromatin remodeler activity. NCBI's taxonomy places the organism in Eukaryota, Metazoa, Arthropoda, Merostomata, Xiphosura, Limulidae.